Messenger RNA from Fonsecaea erecta, 1629 nucleotides. RefSeq lists its product as hypothetical. The record is from RefSeq and is a predicted model, not a curated record. Gene Ontology annotation, biological process: xenobiotic detoxification by transmembrane export across the plasma membrane. Gene Ontology annotation, molecular function: fluconazole transmembrane transporter activity. Bases 1 to 1629 code for a protein of 542 amino acids. NCBI's taxonomy places the organism in Eukaryota, Fungi, Ascomycota, Eurotiomycetes, Chaetothyriales, Herpotrichiellaceae. The transcript has 6 exons.
AUGUCACAACUUAUCCACGACUCUUUUUUUGGUCGCAUGCUGCGCCACUUGUCCAAGGGGAAGUUGCUGCCACACGAGGAGACCAAGAACCCUACUCUCUUAGAACAGUUUUCUGAUAUCUCGUCUACGCCAGCGGAAAAGACGUCUCCUGAAAGACCCCCAUCGUGUGCGAGCACUCUCAACCCAGGCGAUGGAGAGCAGGCCGAGAAGGGACGAGACCCGAACAUCGUGGCCUGGUACGGGCCGGAAGACCCAGAGAACCCUCUCAAUUGGUCGACCUUCACCAAAUGCGCAAUCACCUUUGAGCUGUGCUACUUGACGUUUGCCGUCUAUGUGGGAUCAUCUGUCUAUACUGCGGGCGUUGUGGGCGUCAUGAAGGACUUCGGUAUUGGCGAGAUACCUGCAACCCUUCCACUGACCGUCUUUGUGCUCGGCUUUGGGCUAGGACCGAUGACUCUCGCACCACUCAGCGAGGCACCGGCCAUUGGAAGAACGCCAAUUUAUAUUUGGACUCUGCUCGCUUUCGUCAUCCUCCAGAUCCCUGUGGCCUUGUCGGUCGACCUUCCCAUGCUCAUUGUCUUCCGGUUCAUUACCGGCGUCCUGGGGUCUCCUCCCCUUGCCACCGGCGGCGCCUCAAUCGCAGAGAUAUUCACGCCGCGAAAGAGGGGACUGGCGAUCGGGAUCUGGGGUGUUGCAGCUAUCUUUGGCCCUGUCUUCGGUCCGCUCCUCGGUGGCUUUGCCGCCCAGUCGAAAGGCUGGCGAUGGACCAUCUGGGAGCUGAUGUGGAUCUCUGGCCUGGCUCUCAUCAUCCUGUUCUUCUUCCUGCCCGAGGUCAACGCCAAGAACAUUUUGUAUCGGCGGGCACAUCGACUUCGCCGUCUGACGGGCAACAACAAACUUAUGAGCGAAGGAGAAAUCGCCUACAAACACGUCACCGUGAGAAAAGUGGCGUAUCUCACCAUCAUCCGUCCCUGGACCCUGACGUUUACGGAACCGCUUGUCUUUCUCCUUCACACCUGGGUCGCCCUGAUUUUCGGCCUGUUGUUCAUCUGGUUCACCUCGUUCCCGCUGGUGUUCGAGGGCGUCUACGGAUUCAACCCCGGGGAAACCGGGCUGUCGUUCCUCGGUCUCCUCGUUGGGGCACUGUGCUGCAUUCCGCCGUUCAUCUGGUACGACCGUAAGGUGCAACGGAGGAUGUUUGAUGAAGGAGGUCGCAUCAUGAAGCCCGAGCAGCGCCUGGUGCCCGCCAUGGUCACCGCGGCCACCAUACCCCUCUGUCUGUUCUGGUUUGGCUGGAGCGCCCAGAAGGCCGUGCAUUGGAUCGUCCCCAUCAUCGGAACCUGCUUCUUCGCCGUCGGCGCCCUGAUCAUCGUCAACGCCGUCCUGACCUACCUGCCGGACGCUUUCCCGACCGAAAUCCCUUCCGUCAUGGCCGGUUCGGCGUUCAUGCGCUUCUCCUUCGGCGCGGCUUUCCCGCUGUUUGCCCCCGCCAUGUAUCACAACCUUGGCAUCCACUGGGCCAGCAGUCUGCUGGGCUUCCUGGGGCUGGUCUACGUGCCGAUCCCCUUUCUCUUUUACUUUUUUGGCGAGAAGUUCCGCAAUACAAGUAAGCGAGCUCGACAUACCUGA